Brienomyrus brachyistius is the source of this 1783-nucleotide messenger RNA. RefSeq names its product CWC25 spliceosome associated protein homolog (gene cwc25). NCBI's taxonomy places the organism in Eukaryota, Metazoa, Chordata, Actinopteri, Osteoglossiformes, Mormyridae. The transcript is spliced from 9 exons. Gene Ontology annotation, biological process: mRNA splicing, via spliceosome. The record is from RefSeq and is a predicted model, not a curated record. The coding region runs from base 123 to 1298 and encodes 391 amino acids. Gene Ontology annotation, cellular component: U2-type spliceosomal complex.
CGGAAGCCUCCCUCUUAUUCUUGCCAGCUUCUCACUGCUUGCUCACAGCAGCAGGGAAAACGGAAGUACUAUAAAAAUCUUUUAAUUUUUUGGAUAAUUUGUCAACGUGGGUUUGUUUUACCAUGGGAGGUGGAGACUUAAACUUGAAAAAGAGCUGGCAUCCACAAACUCUGAAGAAUAUUGAGCGUGUGUGGAAGGCUGAGCAACAACAUGAAGCGGAGCGCAAGAAAAUUGAAGAGCUGCAGAAGGAGCUGCGAGAGGAGAGAGCUCGGGAAGAGAUAACUAGAUAUGCACAGGAGACGGGUGCUCUUCGAAAGAAAGAUGACCGCUUGGACUGGAUGUACCAGGGGCCAGGGGGUCAAGCAUCCAGAGAGGAGUAUUUGCUGGGGCGACCAAUUGACAAGCAAAUUACCCAACAGUACGAGGAACAAGAGAGUGGUCCAUGUACCCAGACUGGACUUUUGCCAGGCUCCAUCUUCAACCCCACUCUCCCUGCCUCCACCCUUGACUUAGCUGCCAAGAUCAGGGAGGACCCACUCUUCGUCAUUCGGAAACGAGAGGAGGAGAAAAAAAGAAAUCUUCUUACCAACCCAGUUAAAAUGAAGAUGAUCAAAAAGAUGUUACGCCAGAAUUUAGAGAAGAAGGAGAAGAAGAAGAGAAAGAAGGAUAAGAAAGAAAAGAGGAAAGAAAAGUACAAGAAACGCAGCACAAAUGAUGAAUACUCUGGCUCUGAGGAAAAGUCGAAGCACAAGCAGCAUAAGUCUCUGCACAGAGACAUGGAAAAUCCUGGCAGCUCCUCCACUCACAAAUCUGGAUAUGGACUGCAGUUUCCAGCCAAGAGUCACCAUCAUACAGACCGUCACCAAGGAAAGUCUUUUAGUGGCAAGUCAAGCCAGUCCCCUGUUUCUCCAAAAGCACAACAGAAAAAUCAAACUACAUGUUCCAGCGUUUCUGCACAAGCGCAUAGGAACGGUGCUCAGGAGAAGGAGCGUGCUUACAAACGCUAUGACACAAUCCGACCCAAGAUGAUGUCAUCAGAGGAGAAGAGGAGGAAGCGAGAAGAGAUGCUGGAUUUUGCACGGCAACGUGACAAGGAGAGAAUUAGCAAUGUACAGAAAUACCUGCGUCAAGAUGAAGAGGAAAAGGAACGCGAUGGGAUAAAAGAUCGCCAUGUUGGCUUCAUACAUGACAUGAAGCUGGAAAGUGCUGCCUCUUCUCUGGAGGACCGGGUAAAGAGGAACAUUCACUCUCUCCAACGGACCCCAGCUGCCCUCGAGAAGAAUUUUAUGAGGAGAUAGUUCAGGCAUGUUAAGACCUGCUUUAGUAUAUAAACAGUGUAAUUAUUCAUAUAUAAAGGACCCAAACAGUUACCUGAUGAACACCCUCAUCAAUAUCACCUUUCGCUUUUUUUCCUCUUAUCCUCGAUAGGAUUGCUGUAUAUUAUCAGUCACUUAAUUCCAUUUAAGUUUGUAAUUGUGGAUGGCAUCCCCACCCUCGAUAAUACAAAUGCAGUCUGUGCUAAAGGGGGAUAUUCAAGCGUAAUACCACUGCAGGUGAAUACCUAUUGGUUACCAUUUUUACAUUAACAGGAGGUAGAGAGAAACCUUUUCUACUUCUGUGGGUUUAGGUUUUUUUCUAUUACAUGAAAUAGCAGAUGGAUAUUUUACAAAUCCUGUCAUAUCUUUACUAAGAAUGUUAGAUUGACCUAUCAUGUUUUUCAAUUAAAUACUUUGCCAAAAUCUGUAUUUUCCGAUAUGAACAAAUUAAACGGGCCAUUUCAGCA